Talaromyces marneffei is the source of this 1902-nucleotide messenger RNA. RefSeq lists its product as uncharacterized. The transcript has 2 exons. NCBI's taxonomy places the organism in Eukaryota, Fungi, Ascomycota, Eurotiomycetes, Eurotiales, Trichocomaceae. Gene Ontology annotation, cellular component: mitochondrial outer membrane. The record is from RefSeq and is a predicted model, not a curated record. Gene Ontology annotation, molecular function: GTP binding; GTPase activity; calcium ion binding. The coding region runs from base 1 to 1902 and encodes 633 amino acids. Gene Ontology annotation, biological process: mitochondrion organization; regulation of mitochondrion organization; small GTPase-mediated signal transduction.
AUGGCUACUGUGCGCAUCUGUGUUUGUGGCGACGAGGGCACUGGGAAAUCUAGCCUAAUCACAUCUCUCGUCAAAGGCGUAUUCGUCACAAAUAAAAUCCAGCCGGUCCUGCCACAGAUUACCAUUCCGCCUACAAUCGGCACUCCUGAAAAUGUCACCACUACAACGGUCGUCGACACGUCGGCGCUUCCCCAAGAACGUGCCAAUUUGGCCCGUGAAAUCCGCAAAUCGAACGUUAUCCUACUUGUAUACUCCGACCAUUAUAGCUACGAACGAGUGGCUCUGUUCUGGCUACCUCACUUCCGAUCUCUCGGUGUAAAUGUUCCAGUGGUGUUAUGCGCCAACAAGGCCGAUCUUGCGACGGAUACAACUGAUGCACAAGUGAUUGAUGAGGAGAUGUUACCGGUUAUGGCUGAGUUCAAGGAAAUCGAUUCAUGCAUUCGCUCUAGCGCCCGUCAACAUCGAAACGUCAACGAGGCCUUCUUCCUCUGCCAAAAGGCUGUGACCCAUCCCAUUGCGCCGUUAUUUGAUUCCAAGGAGUCAGUGCUCAAGCCUGCCGCAGUCGCUGCACUACAACGUAUUUUCUAUUUAUGCGACAAAGACCGAGAUGGAUUCCUGUCCGACAAAGAAAUCGAGGAUUUCCAAUUGAAAUGCUUUGGAAAACCACUGAGUGAGGAGGACCUCGUCCAUAUCAAGGAAACAAUUUCCAAAGCCUAUCCGGACGCUGUGACCCCGGCUGGAAUCACCUCACGAGGCUUUCUCCACCUGAAUAAGCUCUACGCAGAAAAGGGUCGUCAUGAGACCGUGUGGAUCAUUCUACGAUCUUUUCAAUAUACCGACAACCUUUCAUUGCAAGAAACAUAUCUUCAUCCUAAAUUCGAGGUUCCACCUUUCUCAUCUGCGGAGUUGUCUCCAGAAGGUUAUCGCUUCUUGGUCGAUUUGUUUUUGCUUUCUGACAAAGAUAACGAUGGUGGACUCAACGACUCGGAAUUGGCGUCUCUGUUCGCACCUACUCCCGGACUGCCAAGUUCUUGGACAGAUGACUCCUUUCCUUCAUCUACAGUUCGAGAUGAAGCAGGUCACGUCACUCUCCAAGGCUGGUUGGCUCAGUGGAGUAUGACGACUUUUACAUCUCCAAAGACCACCCUCGAAUAUCUCGCUUAUCUCGGCUUCGAAUCCUCGGAUCGUAGCAAUCCGUCAACAACUGCCGCUCUCAAGGUUACAAAGCCACGGAAGCGACGACGACGCCCAGGCAGGGUCGGCCGCAAUGUGGUUCUCUGUCAUGUUCUAGGUGCCGCCGGUGCAGGCAAAUCUUCGCUUCUGGAUGCUUUUCUUUCCCGAGGUUUCAGCAAUACGUACCACCCAACGAUUCAACCACGCACUGCAGUCAACACCGUCGAGCUUCCUGGCGGGAAACAAUGCUACCUCAUUCUAGAUGAGCUCGGCGAGUUAGAGCCAGCAUUGCUAGAGAACCAAAGCAAACUGUUAGAUCAAUGCGACGUGAUCGCAUACACGUACGACUCUUCAGACCCAGACUCGUUUGCUUAUAUCACCAAAAUUCGUGCCAAAUAUCCUCAUCUUGAGGAACUGCCCAGCAUAUUCCUUGCUUUGAAAGCAGAUUUGGACCGUACCACACAACGUGCCGAAUGCCAACCUCACGAAUAUACGGCACGACUUGGCUUGCCGGCGCCGCCGCUUCAUGUCAGCGCUACUUGGAGUUCAAUUCAGGAGGUCUUUGUGCAUAUUGCCGAGGCGGCAAUGGAUCCUAGCACCACAUUCCCCCGUACUGAGGAGGAUUUGGAAAGCAAAUGGAUGUCUUGGGGUAUCGCUCUAGGUGCUGUUGUAUGUGCUGGAGCCGCUGCUGUUGCGAUAUGGCACCGAGUGCAUAACAGCAGUCCAUGA